This is a messenger RNA of Racocetra fulgida, 206 nucleotides long. The record is from the annotation of a GenBank genome assembly. Lineage: Eukaryota; Fungi; Glomeromycota; Glomeromycetes; Diversisporales; Gigasporaceae.
AAAAUAUUACAAGAAGCAAAAGAUAAUAUUACCCUAUACCAACAAACAAUCCUCAACAAAGAAGAAUUAAUAAUAAAACUAAAAGAAUUUGAAUACCAACUACCAUUAGGAAUAUCAGUAAGAAUAGUAUUAGAAGAGAUACUUGAACGAGAAUCAUUACAAAAACUGAAUAGACUCCUAAAAGAAAUCAAUAACCACUUAGAAGA